AAGGAUAAGCCAGAGUUCCGCUUUGGCAUCUCUGACAUGGACGAUCUCAGUAUCCGAAGGAUGAUUCAGUGCAUGGCGGCUCUCCAGAAGAGGCAUUACAUCAUUAUGGAGCUCAGGGGCAACCUGAGCAAAGAGACGCGUAUGGCCUCUUUGGGCCAGUUCUUCGAUGCCUCUUUCAAGAAAAAAGCCUACGUGGUCAUGGGAACUCCAGAUGCAGACUUCAAGAAGAAGAACUUGGAGUUGAUGCUGAAGGAGAAGCAGGAGCAGUCGGAUGCCCAGUUCAAGAAGGAGAAGGAAGAGGCCGCCCGCAAAAAGGCUCUGGAGAAGAAACAGAAGGAGGCGGAGAAGGCCAAAAAGAAGGCGGAGAAGGAGCGCCAGAAGAAGUUGGAAGAGAUGAAGAAGGCGGCCGAGAAGGCCAAAAAGGAAGCCGAACGCAAGAAGGCUGAAGCCGAAGGCCGGCAGAUUGAGGAAGAGGAGGAGGAAACCAAGGAUGUUGAAAUGGAAGAAGAUGAGGUGGAAGAGGAGGAGGUCGAUGAAGUGGAAGUCGAUGAGGAAGCUCCUAAGGUUACAUUGACAGCUGAGGAGAAGAAGGUGACCUUCCGCAAGCUGCCCCUGCCGGAUAUUCCGGAGCAACUUCUCAACACCAGUUUCACGAAGUUCUCUUUGCCUGAGCUCGACGAAGGUUUUGACGACCUGCACUACGAGUGGAGUGCCAAGGGGCCCGCAGCUGCUCAGACCCUGCAGAAGUGGGUCCUGGAGCGAAAACUCACCAGUCGGGUGGAAGACUUGGCUCCUUCCAUGUGGUUCAAGACCAAGUGGGCGGCAUGGCAGAAGCUCUUCCAUCAGUGGCAGAGCAAGCAGAUGGAGUACCGCACCAAGGUCCAAAAGAAGGCCACCGAGAAAGCGCAGAAGGAGGCCAAGAAGCAGCAGGCACUGAAGCUCGCCGAGGCCAAAGCAGCUGCCGAAAAGGCCAAAAAGGAACAAGAGAAGGCUGAGGCAAAAGACGACGAGCCGAAGGAGGAAGAGGAAGUGAAGGCCGAGGAAGAGGAGAAGGUGGAUCCUAUGCAAGUGGAUGAAGAAGAGGAAGAGGAAGAGGAGGCCGUGGACUUCGAGGCUUUGGACAUCUUCGGUGUGGACGAGGUGGAUGACAUCGGCGGCGGCAUGCCGCUCUACAAGGACUUUGGCUCCGAGGAUUGGACGCUGAUGACCCUGUGCUUUGAGCUCCACCUCAUGUCACAUGCCUUCAAGAAGGACUGUGAUGACACGGAUCGCAAAGGCAUCAUCUUGGACCAUUUGGGUUUCUACUACAACCGUUACUACAGCAAGCCGCUCACGGCCAAGAGCUACGGCGUAGAGAACGAGCAGGAGCUCAUUGCGCUGGCCAAGGAUUGCGUCUUCGUCAACAAGGACAAGGUGAUGGAAUCUCUCCUGGAUGAGGAGAUCGAGUAUCCUCAGGUCUUCGUCAAGAUCUGUGAGGAGUCGCGCAGGCAUCGGGCGCUGCUGCUGGAUAUGGGCGACGAGAGCGCCAAGCUGAAGUUCUCGGGCGCCGCCAAGGGCAGCAUGACCUCCGCGGGAGGUGCCAAGGGCGCCGACUCCAAGGGUGCCAAGGGGCAGGCGAAGGGUGGCUUCGGCAAGGGCCCAAUGCCCGUGGGACCAAUGGGACCCCAGCAGAUGAACCCCAUGGCAGCCAUGGCCAACAUGGCCAACAUGGCCAUGAAGGGUGGUAAAGGUGGCUUCAUGCCCUUUGGAAAAGGGAAGACUUGGAAAGGCAAGUGACAGGUGGAGCUUUGAAAAAAAAACUCUGGCUCCGCACCGGUGGUGAAACGGCCGACCGCCCGGGGGCGCGAAGUUUUGGGUGGAGAGCCAUCGGUGCUGAUCUGACUCCAAGCUCAGUGCUUAAAGGGUCCCGUCUCUGGGUGCUGUUUUUGUUGAGGUGAUUCCUAGC
Molecule: messenger RNA, 1945 nt
Organism: Cladocopium goreaui
Lineage: Eukaryota; Dinophyceae; Suessiales; Symbiodiniaceae
Source: the annotation of a GenBank genome assembly